AUGGCCAACAGUGUAAUGAAUAAGAGUGAAGUCGAUACUCUUGUCGCAAAUUUAAUAUCGGAUACUACUGUUAACAAAGUUCAUUUCAAAGGAAGUCAAAUCGGAAAUAGAGCAGCCGAUUUAUUAGCCACUGCAAUACAAAAUAAUUAUAAUAUUCAUACAUUUAAUCUUAUCGGAGAUAAACUUGAUAUUCUUUCAUCAGGAAGAUUUGCUGAUGCAAUACAAUUUAAUACAAGUAUUCAUACAUUUAAUCUUGUUGCAAAUAAUCUUGAUAUGGAUACAGUAGAAAGAUUUACUAAUGCAAUACAUGAUAGUUCUAAUAUUCAUACGUUCAAUCUUACGACAGAUAAACUUGAGAAUAAUAAAACAGAAAAAUCAUUUACACUUUCUGGUGGUGAACUUGGAGAUUAUACUGCAAUGGAAUUCGCUCGUGCAAUAAGAUUGAAUUCUAAUAUUCAUACAUUUAGUAUUGAUGUAUAUAAUCUAGGACUUUCUGCUAUAGGAAAAAUUGUUGAAGUAUUACAACGUAGUCCUAAUAUUCGAACAUUUCGUUUUAUUGGAGGUAAUAUUGAUAUGUAUUCAGUAGGAAGAUUUGCUGAUGCAAUGAGAUAUACUUCACAUAUACAUACAUUUACUCUUACUACUGGCAAUCUUGAUGUCGAUGCAGCAAGAAAAUUUGCUGAUGCAGUACAAAAGAAUUCUAAUAUACAUACAUUUAUUGUUGCUGGAGAUAAUCUUGAUAUGUAUGUAGCAGAAAAAUUUGCUAAUGCAAUACGUGAUACUUCUCAUAUUCAUACAGUUAAUAUUACAGCUAGUAAUUUUGACAUGUACACAGUAGGAAAAUUUGCUGAUGCAAUACGUGAUAAUUCUAAUAUUCGUACAGUUAAUUUUGAUGCAGAACGACUUGACAGUUAUUCAGCAGACCGAAUAAACGAUGCAAUACGAAAUAAAUCGAAAUCUCUUAUGAAAAACGAAAAAGAGAGUACCAUAGCUUUGAAUGAAGAGCAACAAAUAUUUUUUGCUCUUAAAAAAUUAAGAGAUCUUGGAAUACCAUUAAUUAAUCCCGCUCUUUUGUACGCUCUUUAUCCUAAUUACUUUUAUCCUAAUUAUAAUUAUAAUUGGACACCGUAUACUUAUCCUAAUAAUAAUAUAUAUAGUAAUCGUAAUGGUUACGGACCACAAUAUUAUUAUCCUUAUGGAGGAAACUAUUAUUAUGGUAGAUCAAAUUUUUUUAUGUUGUAA
Adineta steineri is the source of this 1242-nucleotide messenger RNA. NCBI's taxonomy places the organism in Eukaryota, Metazoa, Rotifera, Eurotatoria, Adinetida, Adinetidae. The record is from the annotation of a GenBank genome assembly.